This is a messenger RNA of Eruca vesicaria subsp. sativa (arugula), 1035 nucleotides long. The record is from the annotation of a GenBank genome assembly. NCBI's taxonomy places the organism in Eukaryota, Viridiplantae, Streptophyta, Magnoliopsida, Brassicales, Brassicaceae.
UACAAAUUACAACAAACAAAAAUACAUAAACAUACUUAAGUAAUCAUUACAAGCAACACUCAAGAACAUGGAGGAGAAGAGCAAGAACAAGAUCAGUGAAGAAGAAAAACAGCUCCACGAGAGGCCAGGACGACCAAAAGGAGGAUUGAUUACUAUGCCGUUUAUCUUCGCUAACGAGAUAUGUGAGAAACUGGCGGUGGUUGGGUUUCACGCAAACAUGAUAAGUUAUCUAACAACACAGCUUCACCUUCCCUUAACCAAAGCAGCCAACACUCUCACUAACUUCUCUGGAACUUCGAGUCUCACUCCUCUUCUCGGUGCCUUUAUCGCCGACUCCUUCGCUGGCCGCUUUUGGACCAUCACUUUCGCUUCAAUUAUCUACCAGAUCGGGAUGACAUUAUUGACUAUAUCAGCAAUAAUACCAACGCUAAGACCACCACCAUGUAAAGGAGAAGAGGUUUGUGUAGUGGCAGACACAGCACAAUUGAGUAUCCUGUACAUAGCUCUUCUUCUUGGAGCUCUCGGGUCUGGUGGGAUCCGCCCAUGUGUUGUUGCUUUUGGUGCGGACCAGUUCGACGAGUCGGAUCCUAAGCAAACCACCAAAACCUGGAACUACUUCAACUGGUACUACUUUUGCAUGGGAGCAGCAAAUUUAGUGGCGGUGACGGUUCUUGUGUACAUCCAAGAUAACGUUGGGUGGGGUCUAGGUUUGGGCAUCCCGACAGUAGCUAUGUUCUUAUCCGUUAUUGCUUUUGUCGGCGGUUUCCGGCUUUACCGUCAUUUAGUUCCUUCGGGUAGUCCGUUUACCCGUUUAGUCCAAGUUGCAGUCUCGGCAUUUCGCAAAAGGAAGCUGAAGAUGGUUUCUGAUCCUACUCUUCUCUAUACCAACGAUGAAAUUGAUGCUCCUUUCUCCUUAGGUGGUAAACUCACCCACACAAACCACAUGAGGUAAUAAUUAUAUUUAUAUUGAUGACUCUUCUUCUUCUCCAGUUUCUAUAUUUCUACUUAUAAAUGCAUCAUCAUCCACUAUUAUAU